Messenger RNA from Elephantulus edwardii (Cape elephant shrew), 4218 nucleotides. It is a transcript of the gene ADAMTS13, whose product is annotated as ADAM metallopeptidase with thrombospondin type 1 motif, 13. The record is from RefSeq and is a predicted model, not a curated record. The coding region runs from base 1 to 4218 and encodes 1405 amino acids. The transcript is spliced from 29 exons. Gene Ontology annotation, molecular function: metalloendopeptidase activity. Gene Ontology annotation, biological process: extracellular matrix organization; proteolysis. Gene Ontology annotation, cellular component: extracellular matrix. NCBI's taxonomy places the organism in Eukaryota, Metazoa, Chordata, Mammalia, Macroscelidea, Macroscelididae.
AUGACUCUCCAAGCACCAGACCCGACCCAGAUCCACUGGUGCUGUGUCUGUCCCCGCUCCCCGACCCUAAGCAGAGCGGCCCCCUGGAGCUGCCUCCAGUCUCUGGAGCCCCAGCAGCCUUCAGCCGAGCACAGUGACAGUGACCCAAGGCUGAAAGGCCAGCCCUGCUCCCCCGGUUUCCCGAGACGGAACAGGACAGCGGGCAGCGUGCUGCACUUGGAACUGCUGGUGGUCGUAGGUCCCGAUGUGCACGAGGCCCACCAGGGGGACACAGAGCGCUACGUGCUCACCAACAUCAACAUAGGGUCAGAGCUGCUGCGGGACCCGUCCCUCGGGGCUCAGAUCCGGGUGCACCUGGUGAAGCUGGUGGUCCUCUCAGAGGCACAGGAUGCUCCAAACAUCACAGCCAACAUCACCGAGUCACUGCUGAGCGUCUGUGACUGGAGCCGGGGCUUCAGCCCCACAGAUGACACGGAUCCCGGGCGUGCGGACCUGGUCCUGUACAUCACCAGGUUCGACCUGGAACUGCCGGAUGGCAGCCGGCAGGUUCGGGGUGUUACCCAGCUUGGGGGCAUCUGCUCCUUGUCGUGGGGCUGCCUCCUCACUGAGGACACUGGCUUUGACCUGGGAGUCACCAUCGCCCAUGAGAUCGGGCACAGUCUCGGCCUGGAACACGAUGGCGUGGGGGACAGCGGCUGUGGGCCCAGCGGCCACGUGAUGGCGGCUGAUGGCGCCCCGAUGGCUCGUGAGGGUCCCGCCUGGUCCCCCUGCAGCCGGAGACAGCUGCAGCAUCUGCUGAGUGCAGGAGGGGCACGUUGCCUGUGGGACCCGCCGCAGCCUCAGCUGGAGCCCCCUGGACACCCAGUGGACGCACAACCCGGCCUCUACUAUGACACAGAUGAGCAGUGUCGUGUGGCCUUUGGCCGCUCUGCGGUUGCCUGCACCUUCGCCAGGGGCCACCUAGACGUGUGCCAGGCUCUCUCCUGCCACACAGACCCCCUGGAUCACAGCAGCUGUAGCCGCCUUCUCAUCCCACUCCUGGACGGGACCGAAUGUGGUAAAGACAAGUGGUGCUUCCAGGGGCACUGUCGCUCCCUGGCGGAGCUGUCCCCUGUGCCUGCAGUACAUGGGCACUGGUCCAGCUGGGGGCCCCCCAGUCCUUGCUCCCGCUCCUGUGGGGGAGGUGUAGUUACCAGGAGACGGCACUGCAACAACCCCAGGCCUGCAUUCGGGGGGCGUACGUGCCCAGGAGCUGACCUGCAGGCCGAGCUGUGCAAUGCCCAGGACUGCGGGAGCAGCCAGCUGGACUUCAUGGCGGAGCAGUGCGCCCAGACCGACGGACAGCCUCUGCUCCUUCCCGAGGGUGGCACCGCCUUCUACCACUGGAGCUCAGCUGCACAGUACAGCCGGGGGGACACUCUGUGUAGGUACAUGUGCCGGGCAGUGGGCGAGCGCUUCCUCAUGCGACGAGGGGACAGCUUUGUGGACGGGACACGCUGUGUGCCGAGUGGCCCACGGGAGGACGGGACCGUCAGCCUGUGCGUGUCGGGCAGGUGCAGGACCCUGGGCUGUGAUGGCAGGAUGGACUCUGGGCAGGUGCAUGAUGUGUGCCAGGUGUGUGGGGGAGAUGGCAGCAGCUGCAGCCCCCAGAACGGCUCCUUCUCGACCGGCAGAGCCAGAGAGUAUCUGACGUUCCUCACUGUCACCCCCACCGUGACCAGUGUUCACGUCGUCAACCACCGGCCUCUCUUCACACACUUGGCGGUGAGGGUCCGAGGGCAGUACGUCGUGGCCGGGAACAUGAGCAUCUCGCCCAGCACCACCUACCCCUCAGUCCUGGAGGACAGCCGCCUCGAGUACCGGGUGGACCUCACAGAGGACCAGCUGCCCCAGCGGGAGGAGCUGCACAUCCGGGGCCCCGUGCGGGCAGAUGUGGAGAUCCAGGUGUACAGACGUCAUGGUGAGGAGUUCGGUGCCCUCGCUCGCCCUGAAAUCACCUUCAGUUACUUCCAGUCCAAGCAGGCACAGCUGGGAACAUGGGCGGCUGUGCGGGGGUCCUGUUCGGUGAGCUGUGGGGCAGGGCAUCGCUGGGUGACCCACGUCUGUCUGGCCCAGAAUGAGCUGGUGGAGGCCGCCCUCUGUGGAAGGAGACUCGAGCCCCCGGCGUGGCUGGAGUCCUGUGCCCCUGCCCCCUGCCCCCCACAGAAGGAGGUGUUGCUCCCUGGCCCGGCCACAGGGAACAGGCCGUGUGUGUCGGGGGCAGAAGGUAAGGAGGCUCAGGUGGCUGUUGGGCCAUGUUCCACAGACAGGAAGCCACCCACGCCCCCAGCCUGCACAGGGACCAUGUGUCACCAGCCAUGGGGCCAGGUGGCCUCCACGUCUUCAGGGGAGGAAGCGCCAUCCCCUCUGAGCAGCAGCUGGCCAGGGGUGCUCCCCGCACAUGUGUGGACCCUGCGUGGACCUUGUUCUGUCUCCUGCGGCCGAGGCCUGAGGGAGCUGCGCCCCGUGUGCAUGGACCUCGCCCUUGGCACGGCUGUCCCGGAGGAGCUGUGUGACCCUGAGGGCAGGCCUGGGAGCCGGCAGGAGGCCUGCCGGGCUGCCCCGUGCCCUGCAAGGUGGGAGGCCCGAGCCCUGGCUCCAUGUCCAGUGACAUGUGGAGGAGCCCGAGUGCCCCUAGCUGUGCGCUGCGUGAGGCCCGAUGGCAGCCGCACCCUCCCACUGCCCCACGCCAAGUGCUGGCGGCUGCCCCGGCCGGGCCCCCUGGAGGACUGCAGCCUGGAGCCCUGCCCCGCCAGGUGGAGAGUCCUGCCCCCAGGUCCCUGCUCAGCCAGCUGUGGCAUUGGCACCGCCCAGCGCUUGGUGUCCUGUGUGCGGCUGGACAGAGACCUCGAGAUAGAGCUGGAUGAGGUGGCCUGUGUAAGUCUGGAGCGGCCACAGGCCACCGUCCCCUGCUUGCUGGCUAACUGUGACUACCAGUGGCACGCGGGCACCUGGAUGGAGUGCUCCGUCUCCUGUGGAAAUGGCAUCCAGCGCCGGGAGGACACCUGCCUGGGACCCCAAGCCCCUACACCCGUGUCGGCCGACCUCUGCCAGCACCUGCCCAGGCCGGUGACAGUGCGGGGCUGCUGGGCAGGGCCCUGUGAAGCUCAGGGGACGCCCAGCCCUGCACCAUCGGAGAUAGUGACCACUGCAGGCCAGACCACGGCCCCCUCAGCUGGAGCUGGUUCAGAGCAGCCGCAGGCCCAGGCCCGCCUGCUGCCUCCAGCAGCCCAGCCUCACAUGUUCCUGCCUCGGGAAAACCCUGCAGGGUCCAGUGUCUGUGGAAGGCAGUUCCUGGAGCCAGCAGGGACCAUUGACCUUCGAGGACCAGGGCAGACUGACUGUGUGGUGGCCAUUGGGCGGCCCCUUGGGGAGGUGGUCACCCUCCAUGUACUCGAAGGCUCCCUCAACUGCAGUGCUGGGGAGAUGCUACUGCUCUGGAGCCGUCUCACGUGGAGGAAGGCGUGCCGGAGGCUGGCCGGGGCCACCUUCAGCUCCAGAGCCAACACGCUGGUGGUCAGGCAGCGGCGCAUGCGGCCAGGCGGCGGGCUGCUGCUGCGAUUCAUGGGCCAGCCCGCUGUGCACACAUCCCACCAAGAAUGUGACCUGCAGCUCUUUGGACCCCGGGGUGAGAUCAAGAGCCCCUCACUGAGUCCAGAUGGGACAAGCUCUGGGGGCUGCAGAGUCUUCAUCAACGUAGCUCCACAGGCCCGGAUGGCCAUCCACGCCCUGAUCACCGACACGGGCACAGGGGCCGUGGGGACUGGUACCAGCUACAUCUCGAUUCAGGAUAUGCACAGACUGCGGACCAAGACUUUCCGUGGGCAGCAGUCCCUGUACUGGGAGUCAGAGGGCAGCCAGGCCGAGGUGGAAUUCAGCAAGGGCUUCCUGGAGGCACGUGCAAGCCUGCGAGGACAGUACUGGACUCUCUACAAGACACAGGAAAAUGGGGACCUGGAAGAAGUGGAGCAGGACUGGGCCGGAGACUGGCUCAUCUGGUCAUUUAGACCCCUAGGCUAUUCCGGGGCAAGCAGUGUAGCCGCCAGGUCCCCCCCACCCCGCGUGCUAAUGAGCUGUCUGCGCCCCACUCCGGAUGUGGAUAAAAUCGCCUCCACUGGGGCUCGCCUCGCUCCUAUGCCAUACAAGGACACGCAGGACGACCUGGCCGCCAGGGUGUAA